Messenger RNA from Doryrhamphus excisus (bluestripe pipefish), 3910 nucleotides. RefSeq lists its product as uncharacterized. Lineage: Eukaryota; Metazoa; Chordata; Actinopteri; Syngnathiformes; Syngnathidae. The record is from RefSeq and is a predicted model, not a curated record.
UGGAGUCUGAGGUUGUGAGAGAGAGAGAGUGACUGUUCAACUGUUCUCAAGUUGUUCUCAAGUUGUUCUCCAUUGUUCGGUGUGCAACAGGCGGAAAGCAACUACAGCUCAUUCCUUUUUUGUGCCAAACAAGCGUUUUCACGCAGACCUUCCGCCGCCCAGAAGGUUUGCGUUCCACUUUGGAUGCCACACAAAAUCUGGACCGAGCAAACUCUUGGAGUGUCUUUGGAUUGUGGACUCUUUACUGGAGCGCCAACAGAUCUCCAGUCUACUUUUUCAAUGGCUCAGCCCGACUUGUGGCCCAACCCGGAUCUGUCAAACUCAACCGUGGUUCACAGUCCGCUGGCUUUCUGUUCCGAUGCAAACACACCCAGCGGAGGAGAAAACGGGAACGGAGAAGAUGAGGAGGUGGAAGUCGCCGAGGAGGUGGGUGAAGACGUUGUACUGAUGGCUGGAGCUGCUGGAGCAGAAAGUCCGGAGGACGCUGAAGAAGGACUCGUCCCGACGCUGCUGAUGUCAAGCGAUGCCACGAAGGAGCAAGACGGGGAUGGAGGAAGGCCGCCACAACCAGAAGGUGAAGAAGAAGUUUUCCACACGUCGACUGGUGAGCCGUGCGACUUCCAAAUCCAGAGUGUGCAACAGGAAGUUGAGGACAACAAAGAGUCAGGUAAUGUAGAAGACAAAAACAAACGGCAGGUGAACACAGUUGUAGAAGAUACGGAAGAACCGCAGAUAGCCAUCAGGACUGAGGAUUAUGUUGUGACCAGCGACGGCAUUCCGGUUUCAGAGACCGAACAAGAAAACGACGGAGAUGAGGGGAUUAUCCAGGAAGAACGCGCAAAUACAGGAGCGAUACGGACCGCCGAAAACCCGAUUUGCUUCCCAGCUGUGGUCCAAAUGGAGAACAUGGAUGACCUGGAUGGAAUUAGCCACCAAAACCAAGAGACUGAGAAGGAGGUUAGAAUUCCGAACGGGGAAGAACUCAGAACUCCAAGUUUUUGUGAUGUUUCCCAACUGGUAGAAGAUGAAAACCAACACAAGGACACCGAAAAAGCUGGAACUGUAACACACGGUCAACUAGAUAAACCAUCUGGGAAUGAGGAACGGUCACCAUCCACGGAAGAACCCCACCCCACAAAUACGGAUCCUGAGUGUCUUUCGUACUGUAGGUCAUUGGGUGAAGGCCAGGAAGUCACAACAGAUACCAGAGCAUUAGAAGAUCACCGGAUAACCAUGGAUGAAGACUCUCACGACAUUCAAGCCUCAGAUACAAAUUCCCAGCAUUCCCAUGAAGGGGAACCGACCAUGGAUGGAGUCGUUCUUCAUGACCACGUUGAGGACACUCCUGGUGUUCAAGCCUUAGAUACAAUUUCCCAGAAUUCCCAUGAAGGGUCACCGACCACGGAUGGAGUCGUUCUCCAUGACCACGUUGAGGACCCUCCUGGUGUUGAAGGCUCAGAUUCAAAUUCCCGGCCGUCUCCUGAAGGGGCACCGACCUUCAUCGUUCAUGACCACGUUGAAGACGCUGCUGGUGUUCAAGCCUCUGGUGCAAAUUCCCAGAAGAUCCAUGAUGGUUGUGACUCGGAAGCUUCCGAGACAUGCACCAGUUCAGAGGACCUAAAGAAAGAUGCUAGUCCGGAGGUAGCCUUGGAAGUACAAGGCAGAAGCGGUUUUCCUGAAAGUCGGGUUAUCAUACCUGACGUACCACCGAUGGAACCUCCUGAUGAUCAGACCAUGCAGCUGAGGAACACGGAGAAAACCAUCAACAGCAUCUCAUGGCAGGAGCUCCAGGAUAAGGAGAUUUUGGACGGUGGUAACGUCGCCAAGUUUGCUUCAGACAAGGACGCAAAACCAAGACCGGAAACUGAAGACACACCUGACCUUGCAGUGGUAUCUUCUUUGACUCAAGUAGAGGAAGGAAGUUCUAAAGGAGGAGUCAAGGAGACGCAUGGAAAUGGAGAACCGGAUCACAUGGUUGAGCUUGAACACCAGGUUGAGGCUGCGCCACAAAACGAAAUCGAGCACGACCUUGGACCGGAGACGGAUGCGGACCUUGGAGAGGACCUACAUCAAGACGAGAAAGCAGAACCUGUGACCGUUUUAGAUGAUGACGUGGAAGACAUAGCAGAAGUCAAAGGCCUGAAGAUGACUCUUCAAGGUGAAUGUGUCCUACAUCAGGAGCUUCAAGAAGAAGAUAAGCCAGCCAGGAAUGAGUUAGACGUGGAGACAAAUGGUCGAGUCAGAGAACUAAGGCAGGCCAUGGAGAAUGGAGUAACUUCUCCUCAGCCACAACCAGUAAGGAACGAGGUGAAGCUGUUGUCCACGAGGAGAAAAGACGACGCGUGGAUUCAAACAGAGCAACCACAACAAGACCGGAAGGAGAGUUCCUUAAAAACACAAGAACCUUCCACGGAACAUCUCGGUCUUCCUGUGAGGGAUGCUUGGAUGAAGGAACUGAAGUCUGCCAUCAAAAAUGAAGUUCUGACCAACAAGAGAGAGCGGCAAGCCAAGAAGAAGAGAGUGGUGCUUUUAGAGGACGGCCAGUCGUUUUUCCCUCAACGGGAGAAGCCCACAGAGAAGAAGCAGGAGGCAUCUAACAAAGCUGUGGACCGACCUUUGCUUCCUGUCAAGGAAGACACCACAGGAACACCACCAGACCAAGACCAUGAGAUCUCCCUUUAUGUCAAGGCAGGGAGCGACGGGGAGAGCAUCGGGAACUGUCCUUUCUCCCAGCGACUUUUCAUGAUCCUCUGGCUCAAAGGCGUCAUCUUCAACGUCACCACCGUCGACCUCAAGCGGAAACCUGCAGACCUACAGGACCUGGCUCCUGGUACCAACCCCCCAUUCAUUAUCUUCAACGGCGAGGUCAAGGUGGACGUCAACAAGAUAGAGGAGUUCCUGGAGGAGAAACUGACACCACCACGGUACCCCCGGCUGGCGGCUAAGCAUGCUGAGUCCAACACGGCGGGCAUCGACGUCUUUGCCAAGUUCUCUGCGUACAUCAAGAACGGCAGGAAGGACACCAAUGAAGUCUUGGAGAAAGCCUUACUGAAGUCUCUGCGCCAUCUGGACGUCUUCCUGCGGACGCCUUUCCCCGACGAGUUCGACGCCGAUGCCCCGGGAGACGUUCCCGAGUCCACGAGGAACUUCCUGGACGGACCCGAGCUCACCCUGGUGGACUGCAACCUGCUACCCAAACUCCACAUCCUCAAGGUGGUAGCCAAGAAAUACCGCGGCUUUGACAUUCCGGCCGACAUGGCGGCCCUCUGCCGUUACUUGGACAAUGCCUACCAGAGGGAGGAGUUCACCAACACUUGCCCCGCCCACACCGAAAUUGAGUUUGCUUACCUGGACGUGGCAAAAAAUAUUAAAUAGGCUUUAAAAAAAACACAACAACAACAACAAAGCCCACUCUUGCUAAUCUAUACCUAAUCAAUACUCAUUCAUACAUAUACUAUGUACUCUAUGUACUACACUUGUACUACACAUACACCAUACAUACCGCCAAACCCUAUUAUGGUAUUCGCAACAUCAUGAAUGAUUACUUUUUUAUGAAAAAUUAAUUUGAACAAAUACUUUAUAUUUGUAUUCGGGAACAAUUACUUGAAUACAAAUACUUUCCCAUCUCAACAAAUACAAAUACAAGCUGCUUUGCACACCCCUACUACACAUGUAAUACACAUACACCACACAUAUACUACCCACAUGUAUGGUGUAUUACAUUAUAUGUAUUAGAGAUGUAUUACACAUGUAUAAAAGGUGUAUUGCAUAUGUAUCAGAGGUGUAUUAAACAUGUAUUACACAUGUAUAAGAGGUGUAUUAUAUAUGUAUUAGAGAUGUAUUAAACAGGUAUAAUAUUAUGAUUAAUAAUAAAGUGCAAAUAUUAUGGGAAUAAAGUGUUAAUAUUAUG